This is a messenger RNA of Notolabrus celidotus (New Zealand spotty), 2705 nucleotides long. RefSeq names its product transferrin-a (gene tfa). The transcript is spliced from 16 exons. The coding region runs from base 212 to 2386 and encodes 724 amino acids. Gene Ontology annotation, biological process: antibacterial humoral response; iron ion transport. Gene Ontology annotation, cellular component: recycling endosome; extracellular region; early endosome. Lineage: Eukaryota; Metazoa; Chordata; Actinopteri; Labriformes; Labridae. The record is from RefSeq and is a predicted model, not a curated record.
CUGUGAAUUUCCAAAGAGAGGUAAUUUGGGAAUAGUCUGUUUCCCUGCCAGCCAUAGCAGUCCGCGUGGGCUACUAGCAAACAAAGUACAUGCGCGCACGCGCACGCGUUAGGAAACCUGAGCAAACGGAGGGUUUUUUUGGAGUGGAUUUGCUAUAAAAGCGUGAGCUGCCUCUCUCACUGUCUGCUGACUGGAGACUCCUCUGUCAAACAUGAACUCUCUCCUCCUCGUGGCACUGCUCGGAUGCCUUGCGACCGUCUUCGCGGCCCCCCAUGAAAGGGUGAGGUGGUGCGUCACUUCGCAGAAAGAGCAGCAGAAAUGUACGGACUUCUCAGCCAAAGUUCCGGUUUUCUCUUGCGUGAGGAGAGACAGCAUCUUGAACUGCAUCAUUGCAAUAAAGGCAGGAGAGGCUGAUGCUAUGACAUUGGAUGGAGGGGACAUCUACACGGCAGGACUGAACAACUACAACCUGCAGCCCAUCAUCGCUGAGGACUACGGCACCAAUUCAGAAACUUGUUACUAUGCUGUAGCUGUGGUGAAGAAGGGCAGUGGAUUUAACUUCAAUCAGCUUCAAGGAAAGAGGUCCUGUCACACCGGUUUAGGGAAAUCUGCAGGCUGGAACAUCCCCAUAGGAACUCUGGUGUCCAUGGGUUUGAUUCAGUGGGAAGGCAUUGAAGACAAACCUGUGGAGGAGGCGGUGAGUGAAUACUUCCAAGCCAGCUGUGCCCCAGGAGCAAACCAAGGCACCAAACUGUGCGAGCUCUGCAAGGGAGACUGCUCAAAGACCCACAGUGAGCCUUACUAUGACUACGCCGGAGCUUUCCAGUGCCUGGCUGAGGAUGCUGGAGAUGUGGCUUUUGUGAAGCAUCUUACUGUGCCAGAAGCAGAAAAGUCGAAAUAUGAGCUGCUGUGCAAGGAUAACACCAGAGCCCCUAUUGACAACUAUCAACACUGCCACCUGGCCAAAGUGCCUGCUCACGCUGUCGUCACCCGCAAGGACGCACAGCUGGCUGAAUUCAUCUGGCAGAGCCUCAAUUCAGCUCAGGUUUUUCAGGGCUUUAACCUCUUCUCAUCUGAAGCCUAUGCACCUUCCAAAAAUCUGAUGUUCAAGGACUCAACGGUGAGGCUUGUGCAGGUGCCCCCAAACACAGACUCUUUCCUGUACCUGGGUGCUGAAUACACAAGCAUUAUCCGUUCCAUAAAGAAAGAGGAGUCCCCAAGCACUUCACCUGGUGCCAUUAGAUGGUGUGCAGUGGGCCACGCUGAGACAACCAAGUGCGACAACUGGACUCCCGCAUCUAUGGUUGGGGGCAGUGCCACCAUUGAAUGCUCGAGUGCCCCUACAGUUGAUGACUGCCUGAAGAAGAUUAUGCGUAAAGAGGCUGAUGCAAUGGCAGUGGAUGGAGGACAGGUGUACACAGCUGGAAAGUGUGGUCUGGUUCCAGUUAUGGUGGAGCAGUAUGAUGCAGGGCUGUGUGGCACUUCUGGAGCUGCCUCUUCCUACUUUGCUGUUGCUGUUGUAAAGAAGGAUUCAGGGGUGACAUGGGAAAACCUGAAGGGUAAGAGGUCCUGUCACACAGGGGUUGGCAGAACUGCAGGCUGGAACAUCCCAAUGGGCCACAUCUACGAUCUGAGUAAAGACUGUGACUUCAGCAAGUUCUUCAGCAGUGGCUGUGCCCCCGGAUCAAAGUCCGACUCUCCUUUCUGUCAACAGUGUGUUGGCAGCGGCAAAGCUGUGGGAGAUGAAUUUAAGUGCAAAGCCAGUGCCGAAGAGAAGUAUUACGGCUACGCUGGUGCCUUUAGGUGUCUUGUUGCGGGUUCUGGUGAUGUUGCAUUCAUCAAACACACAACCAUUUCUGAAAACAGUAAUGGUAAGAGACUUACACUGGUUAAUUUUUAUCUCAACCUUAACAGUGUGGCUUUGUACAAAACUCUUUUUGACUCUUUUUCCUGCCUCCUCAAAGGCAAUGGUCCAGACUGGGCUACAGGUGUGAUGUCCGAUGACUACCAGUUGAUCUGCCCUGGGAAGGCUCCAGUACCAAUCUCUGAAUACCAGUCUUGCAAUCUUGCUCAAGUACCUGCACACGCCGUGGUGACUCGUCCAGAGAUCCGCAAUGAUGUGGUCAGGGUUCUCCAGGCCCAGCAGGCAUCAUUUGGUAUCAGUGCCGAUGAAUUCACAUUCAAAAUGUUCCAGUCAGAAAACGGCAAGAACCUCCUCUUCAAAGACUCCACUAAGUGUCUCCAGGAGAUUCAGGCUGAAACAAGAUAUGACAAGUUUUUGGGAUCAGAGUACAUGAACGCCAUGACCUCACUCAGGGAGUGCGGUACUGACACUUCAGAUCUGGAGAAAUCUUGCUCUUUCCAUUCCUGUCAGCAAAAAAAUUAGGAGCAACCACCACAGACCAUGAGGAGCCUCAUCCUGUCCUCCAUGAUUUGAGCACCUCACCCACACAUCCCACAUUCAUCUUAAUGAUUGCAGUGUGUAUGUUUCUACUGAUCUUGUUGUAGAUGUCUUUUUAGAAGUACAGAAUCAAAAACAAACUGAUAUAUUUCACAUGCAAAACCUACAAAUAAGCCUUUCUGUGACCAAUCAUGCACAGAUUUUUAUUUGAAUGCUUUUUAAACUGAAUAUUACAAUACCUGUAUCUUUAGAACAACUAUGUUUUCUUACACAUGACUUUUCCCAAAUAAAGCUUUUGAAUGCC